Messenger RNA from Dama dama (fallow deer), 6837 nucleotides. RefSeq names its product junctional cadherin 5 associated (gene JCAD). Bases 154 to 4074 code for a protein of 1306 amino acids. Lineage: Eukaryota; Metazoa; Chordata; Mammalia; Artiodactyla; Cervidae. Gene Ontology annotation, cellular component: adherens junction; ruffle membrane. Gene Ontology annotation, biological process: positive regulation of blood vessel endothelial cell proliferation involved in sprouting angiogenesis. The record is from RefSeq and is a predicted model, not a curated record. The transcript has 5 exons.
CCAAAGUGGUUCUCUUUCCCGGCUGCUUCCUGCUCAAGCAGGUGGAUUCUUAACCACUGGACCACCAGGGAAGUCCUAUCCUGCUGUUCUGACAGUGUGGGCCCUGCCACCACGACGGUCCCCGCAGUGGCACUUUGAUGCGGCCAGAGCACUAUGUACAGUGUCGAAGACCUGCUGAUCUCCCACGGCUACAAGCUGUCGAGGAAGCUGCCAGCCCCCCACAAGGAUGACGGCGAGGGGCGCCAGCCCACGAGGACCGUGGUGCCCGCGGGCCCCAGCCUGCUGAAUGGCUGCGACGAAGGCCCCGCUGCCCUCCCCCGGGGCAAGGCCUCUCCGGGGACGGGCCUCCUGAGCGACCCCGAGAGCCGCCGCCUUGGGCCGAGGGGCCACGGGGAGCAUCCCAGGGCUGCGGCCGCUAACAGGAUCUCCGAGGCCGGGUUCUACCAUCAGCCGGUGCUCGCGUGGUCCUCGCAGCCCCUGACUGGCCGCAGCCACGCCUACUGGAGGAGAAGAGAGCAGGAGGCCCGGGAGGACCCAGGGGGCCGAGGCCCGGCCCCCAGCCUGCCCGCGCACCCGAGGGAGGGUCCCUGGGAAGUUGGAGGAAGGUCUGAGCACGUGAUGAAGAAGGCUGUUUGGGAAGACGAGCUGGGAAUGGCGGGUCCCGGCAGAUGGCAGGACGUCAGCGUUGGAAGCUGGAACCAGCCCCCGAGACUAGGGAGGCAGAUGUCAGAUGGUGUUGGCGAGAAGUUGUUUCAGGACCUGUACCCGUUCAUGCUUGGGGAGCACGGGCUGACCUCCCAGAGCAAAGGGAAGUCCCAAUCACUGCCUCGAGUCCUUUCCCCUGAGAGCCUGAGUUGCGCUGAGGUCCCCAUCCCUUUGAGCGAUGGCCAUUUACCAGGUGUCCCUAAAGUGCCACUUCAGCCUCCAAAUUGUGCUUCCAAUUUGGAAUCCACCAGGAACCCCGAGAAGGCUGGCACCUCGGCCCCCUUGCCCCGGCCCAGGUUUGGGAGACCCCUCAAGCCCCCGUCUUACGGCUCCCAGCCACACUCCAGGUCCGGAGCAGAAAAUGGCAGCUACGCAGACAGCCGGCAGCCGGACCCAGGUGCUGCCCACUUGGCCAGGACGAGCAGUGCCAGGCAGGACCUCUAUGGGCCUGACCCCGGCCUGGAGCCCCCCGUGUAUGUGCCCCCACCCUCGUACAAGUCGCCACCGCAGCCCGCAGCACACCCCUGCCCGGAGGAGGUGGUACCCAGGCCUGAGGGCGGAGGCCGCCAUGUACCACAGCAUCUGAUGGAGAAGCCCACUGCUGGUGGUCAGCCUCUCUCUGGCUCCCGGGGAGCUGGGAGUGAGUGGGGGGCCAGCCCAUGCUCUCCUGUCGGUGUCCCCCCACAGCCCCACCCCACCACGGCUUAUGACGGCUCCAUCCUGAUAAUUCCCUUCAACGACCCACGGAUACGACACAUUAAACUAGCCCGACCCCAUGGAUUCUGGGAAGAUGUGAAGCUGGAUGGUGCGGUCCCUGCCCCUGACCCAAGAAGCCUGCAGCAGGAGGGGGCUGUGUGGGGCACAUCAGGGAGGGAGAGGGGUCCUGCCCCUGCUGAUCCCAGCCCCCCGUGGCUAUGGGGCCAGCCCCCCAGGGAUGGAGAAGAUGGCAGCUCUCCUGACCGAAGAGACCCCUGCAUUGUCACACAAAGAAAGCGGCCCGACGUGAGUGGCAGCCCACGCGAAUAUCCAGAAAGCCUCGUGUCCUCCCCGAGCCCCCAGGGCGAGAGUUCCUGCGAGAUGCAGACCCAGCUCAGAAAGUUCGAGACAGGGCUGCAGCCCAAGAGAAGCUCAAAGAAAAAAACGAGCGAGACAAUCUUUUGUUUGGUUUCCAUCCCGAUGAAAGCGGAGUCCCAACCGCCAGGUACGGACACGAACAACAAUGACCUGAAGCGGAGUGCGGCGUUGCAGGAGCAGAGCGGUCUCAGUUUGUCUUCCACCGACCUGGAGCUCCAGGCGCUCACGGGCAGCAUGGCCCCGAGGACAGAGCUGCCAAGACCAGACCCGGGGGGCCCAGGAGGGGGCCGGCAAGCAGACGACCUCAGAUCCCCCAACCCCGCAAAGCAUCGCGCGCUCGCAUGGCCUGGCCCAUGGCCUGGGCACCAUUUCCGAGACCAGCAAACACAAACCAGCUUCGCUCAAGAACCUCAGAGCCUGCAGCCCCUCCCAGGCGAGAGGCCAGGGGGCUCCCCCGACCCCGUGCUGCCUCCAAGGUGUUUGGACCCUGCACCCUUUGAGGUUCAGAUGCACAUGGCGUUGGCGUCCAGUGACCCGAACCAGAGGCCCGGGGCUCAUUCCCCGAAAAGUCAAGGGUCCCUCAGCCCGUCCAGCAACAGCGCCUUCUCUGGGUCCUCCUGGUCCAGGAACCAGGGCCCCGCACCGAGGGCCAGCCUGGGUCAGCAGGUCUCGGAUGGCCAUGGCCGCCAAGCCAGCCCCGUGUCCAGGGGUGAGGUGAUCAAGGGGGAGACCACAGGCCCCUGCAACAGUCGACAGCUGUUCGGGCAGUUCCUCCUGAAGCCCGUGAGCCGCCGGCCCUGGGACUUGAUCAGCCAGUUAGAAAGUUUCAAUAAGGAGCUUCAGGAGGAGGAAGGAAGCAGUAACAGCAGCAGUGAUGGGAGCGGCAGUGAGGACAGCGACACAGAGCUGCCCUGGGGGAGCUGUGCCCGCCCGGCACCCCGGCGUCCGGGCCUCCUGAAGGACCUGGUGCCCGAGGACCCCAGGACCAGGCCGGGCAGAGUCAAGAGCAAGUCCGAGAGCUGGAGCGAGGAGGGGAGGCCUCGGUCCCCCAGGCCCUGGCAGGCAGAAGGCAGAGGCUCCGUGUGGCUGUCCCCCGCCGGGAGCUGGAUUGCUGAAGACGGGGACCGAGAGGUUGAGGACAGGGUGGCACAGCUGGCAGUCAGCCCGAGGCCUGUGAAACGAGCAAUAUCUUCUGGGUUGAAUGAUGCAAAACCCGAGCCCCGACCCGAUCCAGCGGAACGGAGGGAGCCGCCGCCCAGCCAGGAGCUCCCUGGCAGUCUCGGAGCUGUGGAGCUGAGUGCAGCCGCCCCUCCGAGGGCGGGUGAUGGGGAGCAAGGGAGCACAAGGGCGCCCCUCUCUCUUGCCGGCAAAUCCCGAGGCCUGUCUGCACCAGACUUGAGGUCUGUGGGGCUGACGCUGGUGCAGGAGCAGAGUACCAGCCAGCUAGCGGGGUCUCCGGGUGAUGCCAAUGCAAUAGAAAUCCCCCCAAAUGAGUCCCUCGAAGCCAGGGCCGCCAGGAUCCUGGGCAUCGAGGUGGCUGUGGAGUCCCUGCUGCCAGGCGCCCAGAGGGAAGGGCAGACCCGGCACCCCGAGCCUGAUGGAAGUGCCCUCAGGCCCGAGUCCCCCAGACAGGAGACAGCAGCCAGCUUGGCCCAGCCCAGUGAGUCCACUGCACCCGCCGACGCCUUCUAUGGCAGGAGGAAGUGCGGCUGGACCAAGAGCCCUCUGUUUGUAGGCGAGAGGGACAGCACCCGGCAGGCUCCCCGGGCCUCUGAGCCCGCGGGUGUGGACGGGGCAGUCCCCAGCAAGGCCCCUGAACGUCCGCCCAGCCCCCCGGAGUCCCAGCCUUUUCUGCCCAAGGACGUGGAGAGAAAGCCACCCUUCAGGUCCACCUUGUUCCACUUUAUAGAAAGGACCCCAGACUUGGCAUUCUCGGAAAAGAAGCUCCGAAACACUUCCAGAGUGAUCGAAAGUUUACAGGAGAAGCUGGUCUCCCCGCCCAGGAGGGCGGACCCCGACCGCCUGAUGAGGAUGAAGGAGGUGAGCUCUGUGUCUCGGAUGAGGCUCCUGACGUCCCGGGGCGUGGACUCCACGGAGGAGCCCAAGGCCGAGAGGGGCCUUGGGGCGUGGCCGGGAGGCCUAGUGGCUCCCAGCGCCGGGCACAAGCUCUCCGAUCCCCAGGGUGCUCUGUCGCUGGAAGCAGACGGGCAUCCAGCAGUGCGAAGGGAGGAGAACGGCGGCCGGGACUUCUGGUGCCCAGAUUCCUAUGACCCAAGCAGGGUGGAGAGGGUGUGAUGGCACACCGCUGAGUGUGGGCCCGCAUCUUUUGCUGACAGGUGACCCCCGAGCUGGCCUCAGCCCCGCCACCUGGGAGGAACCUCACCGGGCCAUCCUUCCCCAUGGCCAGGACACACAUCGACCCCACAGAGUCACUCUGUGGAAAUAAAGCAGUAGUCUGUUGAAAGCAUCCGUUUUUAUAGCACGAAGGGUUAAUACCUAUGUUUAGAGAAGAGUCACAAGGACCCUCAAUGAUGGAUUUAGCCAAGCUGAUAGAGCGUUUGGUGUUAAUCUGGCUAUAUGUGAAAACUCAAAUGUGGGUGGUUUACUGAAUGAUUUUAAAAGGACCAAGAAUGUCAUAAAUCCCCCUUCAUAUCUCUGGGGCCUGCUGUCCACACUCACUUUAGGGAGUUUGGGGGACGUAGGCCUUUGCUAGUGUUUCAGCACUUUGAGUUUCCGGGAAAUGUGAACAGAUAUGUAUGAUCCAUUUCUCAUAAAUUUGGCCUUCUGCUGCUGAAGUCACUUUACCUGUUAAGUAACUUGCCAUCAGCAAAUGAAAGCGGUAGCUUGUAAGUUUCCAAAAGAUGAAACCUUGUACUAUGAUGAAUAAGAGUAUUAUUUAUCGGCAAUGAGAUGCUCCGAUCUUUUGCAAACAUGCCAUCGUCUGCUUUGCACUCAGUAUUAUCUAUUUUUAUUUCCUGUAUGGAUGUCUAGAAAUUCUUUAUAUGAGAAAUAAUUGCUGGUAAAAUAGACCAUUUUAACAAAGUAACUAUAUUUCUUUUUACCAAAAAAUGCUAUUUUUCUAUGAUGUAAACAAUUGUUAGGUGGCAGAUUUUUAAGGUAGUUUAUUGUAUUUAAGAGUCUGUAUCCCUUUGUGUGAGAGGAACCCAGAGAGGGUUCGCAUUUGCUUUAAAGCAUAAACCCCUCACCCAUUCACAACUCUUGCUACUCUUAGUUUAUCUUAGAAAGAGAUGUCAAUAGAGACAUUCUUCAGGGUUAAUAAAAUUAACUUUUCACAAAGAUUUUUUUUUUUUUAACAAAUGCAGCUAUAAGGUUAUAUUUGAAAAUAACCCUCUUAAAACCAGCCAACAUCCUUACAACAAAUUUUUGCUGCCAUAUUCACUAGAAUUACCAAAAAAUACCCCAUAGUUUCAUCUUUGUUCAUAUGUGGGGAUGUGCCCUGAGACCAGAUCCCGCCUCCCCUCACCCCCAUCGUCCCUUUAGAGAAAUGUGUAUUUUUAUCUAGAAUGAUCUUUAAUUAGCAUCUGCAUAUUUUCCAAAAGUGCUAGAGACAUUAUAUGUAUGCCAUUACAGAAGUAUUAUGAGGCCUAUGUAUUCUGCUGUUUACUAUUGCAUUAAUCUGCACAAAUUUUAUGCAUUUUUUAUGCAUUUGUCACUUCUUUCUAAGUCAGGCUUUCUCAUGAGCUAACAUUUCCUCAAUCGUUUCUGUCUGCUCCCUCCCUUCCUCCUUUUUGUCUUUUUUUCUUCCUUUUUUCCUUCUCUUUCUUUUUCAGAAACCACCUUAUAAAUUUUUAAGCAUUUUGAAUUCCUAAAAUGUGAACUGUUGAGUGGUCUGCCAUUUGGCCCUAAAACAACUCUGGGCUCUCAUGGCCUGUUUUUAUCUGUACCAUAUGAUUUUAUUUCAUCAGAACUUCAUGUAUUUGGACAGUAAUAAACAACACAGAAUCUAAGCAGUUCUGAGAAGUCUUUUCAAAUCCACUUCUCCGCAGCCUUGCUUCUUCCCUGUUUCUCAUGGUCACUCCUUUCCAGAUUUUGCUUCAUGUGAAAUUAGAGGCUUUUCUGCUUCUCACAACCUGUGGGGAUGACGGGCCAGGCCUCUGCUGGGAAAAUCACUGGAGUCGUCUGGUACCACUGGGAGCAGCCGCCUGGGGGUCCUUGUAGGAGGGUGUACAUCCCUCUUAGGUGAGAGAGGGUAUAUGUAUAUACACAUACGCACACACACACACACAUGCAUCAUGUAUGUACAUAAGCAUGCAUACAGACACAUGCAUGUGUUGUGUGUAUACACACAUAUAGACACACAUAUAUAUACGUGUGUGUGUCAUGUAUGUACAUAGAUAUUACCGUUCUGACUUUCCCCUUACAGUCUUUGAUUUCAUCUAAAACAUCUUUUAAUCAAAAGAGUUCAGUCAGAGCUUAUUCCUUGAGAGAAAGUGAAGGAUCCUAAAGGGAAGAAAUCAUCACAAACAAACCAGAAUAUGACACUCUUUGUUUUCUUCUAAAUCCUUGUAUCACAUCACUCUGAAACUAUUCUAAAAAUUAAGGGGAGUUAUCAGUAUUUAUCCCUUUAACCUUAAUUUCUAGAUUCUAGCCUGUACAUAAGUUUUGGGGAGGAGAGGUAACUGAAAAUGUGACUUUUAAACUUGCAAUUUCUGAGGUAAAUAACUGUUUCUAAUCCUACAAAAUAGCUUUCCCAGAGGUUUUGAACUUUUGCUAAUUCUUCUUUUAUGAUUUCUGCUUCUUACACAUGCACAGCUCUCUCAUCAUUUGUGGCUGGAAAGGAAGUAUUCAUAUUUUGUGUUAUUCUUUUUCUCAUUCAUAUGAUUUACUGUUGGUGUUUAAUAAUUGGGGGCUUAUAAGAUUAAAAGUUCUAAUUUUGACUAUUUGGACUUAAAAAAUGUGAGGAAUCACAUUUGAAAUGUAUUUGUAUCUCUUGAUUUGCAAAAGAAGGGGGAAAAUAUUGGUAAUAUACCUCUAAUUACCUUUCUUUGAAGAAAAUUCCUGGACCAUUGAAAACCAAACAUCUUUAUUAUUGUUUUG